UGUGCCUAACCAUGUAAUCAGUUACCUGUUUAGGUGGAAUAGGCUGCAAAAGUUUUUCGAUACUGCAUUUUAUCAAUAUUUAGUGCUGUGAUUUGUCCGUGCUAGUUUCGUUAAAAAGUUCGUUUAUUUGGUCGUGUGUGUCGUUUUACAUUGUUUUGACCAGGCUAAAAUGGCCUUCUAAAAGUACCACAUUCUUUGAUGGAAUAUAUUACUCCGGUAAAAAUGGCACACAGAAAUGGAUUUUCAAGAGACGACAGAGACCUGGAUAGAGAUAAGGAGAGAGAGUUCAGAGAUGAGAAAGCCCCAGUGCACAUCAUCGAACAUUUGGCGACUUUCAGCGUGUCUCAGGAGAUGGGGAUAUUAUAUCCGAACGAUGGAAUGAGACGGCUGCGCCAAAUGGAGCAAACCAACGGGAUUUGGUCGCAAAAAAUGCAACUUUGUCUUGACUACCCAUGGGUCUUGAUCUUGGAUGAAUCUGGAGCUAUAGUAGAAAAAUUUCCUGUGAACGCUAUACAAGACCCAACAGCGUUCAUGAGUACUGAACCAAUGGACAUGUACAACAACAUAUUAGUGUUUAUUAUAGCGGAUUCCAGUCAGCCCUCCCAUUCGCCUGAAAUGCAGAUGCACAUAUUUCAAUGUCAAAGCAUAUCUGCACAGGACCUUGUAGAAGACCUAAAAGCCUUACGCAUGGGCAAAGCGAUAUCCAGGAGUCGCAAAAGCAGCAUUCCCGCCCAUAAGUCGCUUCCUCCAGCAGUAGUCAGUCCAAGUCGCGAUAACACCAGAGAUUAUUUCAAUCACAGAUCCGAUUCUGAAUUGACUGAAAACAAUGAUGAUUCCAGCUCCACCACCAGCGAGAAGUACGAGCGUGACGUUAGCAUUUUGAAUCAUUGCUUUGAUGAUAUUGAGAAGUUCAUCGCUAGACUGCAGCACUCUGCAGCCGCUUUAAAAGAGCUGGACCGCAAGAGAAAAAAUCGAAGGAACAAGAAGCGGGACAUUGGAGACGGGAUGUUGACCAUGAGAGCGAAACCGCCGCCAGAGAAGGAGUUUGUAGAUAUUUUCCAGAAGUUUAAGUUAUCCUUCAACCUAUUGGCUAAACUGAAGGCUCACAUCCACGACCCGAAUGCUCCCGAACUGGUUCACUUCUUGUUUACUCCAUUGGCACUGAUCGUGGAGUCGUCGCAUGAUUAUUACUUCGACCAGCAUAUCCCGCAAAACGUAACGGCCCCACUGCUAACCAGAGAAGCGAUCAAUCUGCUUAUGAACUGCGUGACCAGCAAAGAAACUGAGCUGUGGCAUUCGCUAGGAAACGCAUGGUUAGUGCCGAAAGAUCAGUACAGAGGUCACGUGCCAUCAUAUCAUCCGGUUUUCAUGGAUGGUUGGUCUCCCGAAUAUCCAGUCGAUGAGCCAGAUACUGCUGAUAAAAUACAUGGUCCUGACGACGACGAUUCGGAUAGCAACUUCAUUCCACCCCUUGGGGAGAGCACUGCUAAGAGCGACAUUUCUUUGGAUUCAAUCGAGAUUAAAGGGGAAGAAAAAAGUUUUGGUGCAGGCCAGGAACGGUUUUUGGAAGAGCUGCACAGCAGGGGAGCCCAUAUAGUCCAAGUUACUUAUCCAAGGACUGCUAAUAAUGAUAAGGAGCUCACUGUAGAACGAGGAGAGUUCUUAGAGAUUUUAGAUAGCAGUAGGAAGUGGUGGAAGGCAAGGAACAGUAAAGGGGCCGUGGCACAUGUGCCGAACACCAUAGUGACCCAGUACCAUUCAAGCAGCUUGAGUCCACACUUAAGAAACUCUAUACGCAGAGAAGAUUCACCCCCGCAUUCACGUUAUCCAGGCCAAAUCCCUGGGGAUGAAUUCAGGAUUCAAACGAAACCGGCUGAAGCGAUCCGGAGCGAGAGGCUCGAAGAUCAACUUCAAAAACAUGUAGCUCCUCCAGUUCCACCACCGCCACCGCCUCCAAACGGUGCAUUACCACCCCCGCCGCCUCCCCCAAUAUUUAACAACCAACCACCCGAGGCACCCCCGACUGAAAGACCGAUAAGUCGUCAACCCUCUCAAUCAUCCCCUGCCAGUGAUGCUGUCCAAGAGGAACUGAAUAGCGUGUUCAGCGUUAUGAAGGAUAAAAUAAGACCGAAACCUUUACUCGAUAUUAAAUCAACCCCAGAGAAGUAUAUUAAUAAUAAAAGUAGCGCCGCAGAGGUGCAGGAGUGGUUGAAAGUGAAAGAUUUUGAUGCAGGGGUGUGUGGAAAGUUUAAGGGGGUGGCUGGUUCUCAGAUUAUGGCCAUGGACAAGGAGGAUUUGGAGAAGGUUUGUGGACAAAAGAUCGGGGGGAGGCUUUAUUCCUUUUUGCUUGUGCAAAAGUCCGUCAGUGGGUAUAAAACCUACCGAAGUGCUGAGUUCCAUAAGUUAUUGCAAAAACAGAGGCAGAAGCUGGAGAAAAAACCUGAAGAUAUUCUAGAAGACGAAUGAGAUUUUUUGAGCUAAUUUUUAAGUAAAAGUUGUAUUAUUAAUAAUCGCUUUCAUAAUUUAUUAUUAAUAGCAGGCAAUAUUGUUGGACCAAUAAAACUAGUUUUAAAAUU
Molecule: messenger RNA, 2576 nt
Organism: Anthonomus grandis grandis
Lineage: Eukaryota; Metazoa; Arthropoda; Insecta; Coleoptera; Curculionidae
Product: epidermal growth factor receptor kinase substrate 8-like
Exons: 9
Coding region: 199-2466 (755 amino acids)
Biological process (GO): regulation of Rho protein signal transduction; Rho protein signal transduction
Cellular component (GO): plasma membrane
Molecular function (GO): actin binding
Source: RefSeq, a predicted model, not a curated record